Messenger RNA from Lotus japonicus, 549 nucleotides. Its product is annotated as B3 domain-containing protein At2g33720-like. Gene Ontology annotation, molecular function: DNA binding. The record is from RefSeq and is a predicted model, not a curated record. The transcript has a single exon. The coding region runs from base 1 to 549 and encodes 182 amino acids. Lineage: Eukaryota; Viridiplantae; Streptophyta; Magnoliopsida; Fabales; Fabaceae.
AUGGCUUGCGUUCCUGAAAGCAUUUGUGUUCAUUUAACACUGGGUGCUUGCCCAUGUGCCAAGAGCAUCAUAGCCUGUUCCUCCAACAAUCCGGUUGAGGAUGAUGAUUCAAGAGAAAAACAACAACAUCGUAGAGCUGAAGAGAUAUCACAUGCAGCAGCAGUAGUGGAAUCCCCUGAAUUGAUGCUUUGUGAUGAUCCAUGGAAGAUAAAGAAGAAGCUGACACAGAGUGAUCUUGGUUACUUGAGUAGACUCUUGAUUCCCAAAGACUUGGCUGAGGACUUAGUGCUUCCUGUGUUGACUCGUGAUGCCCAAAUGCAGGUUUAUACUGAAAACGGAACUAAAAUCUUGAUUUGGGACGUGGACACCCAAUCCUCACAUUACUUGGUUUUCAAGCUUUGGAAUUCUUCUGGAAGUUAUGUUUUCAUUGACAAUUGGACUAAAGAUUUUGUCAAAAGAAGGGGUUUGAAGAAAGGUGAUGAAAUUAAGCUUCAUUGGGAUCCAAACAAGAACUGCUUCAAUUUUUCAGUUCAUUAUUCGUCUAAUUAG